Molecule: messenger RNA, 1722 nt
Organism: Yamadazyma tenuis ATCC 10573
Lineage: Eukaryota; Fungi; Ascomycota; Pichiomycetes; Serinales; Debaryomycetaceae
Gene: DCR1
Product: ribonuclease III
Biological process (GO): termination of RNA polymerase II transcription; rRNA processing; U4 snRNA 3'-end processing
Cellular component (GO): nucleoplasm; nucleus
Molecular function (GO): ribonuclease III activity; double-stranded RNA binding
Source: RefSeq, a predicted model, not a curated record
AUGAAUAAGGACGUUUACAACCCUAUAAACGACUCCUUCCGUACUUUUGAUGCAUCGCAUACACCUCUGGAAAAUGAACUGCUUGUCGAUCAAAAGAGACAUAUGACAGACUCUGCCAAAGACGAGGGUUUACCUUAUCCCAAACGGUCUGGGUCUGUUAAUUCUAAUUCGAACGUUGACUUGUCAAAUAGCCUGGGUGAAGGUUUGACAGGCGACGGAUCGGGGAGGCCUAGUUUUGGGUUUGUGGACAUAAAAAAGUUGGAACACAGUGCAAGAAUGUUACAGAAGAAUAUCAAGUUAAUAGUCGAUGAGGCACCCAAUAUCGAAUACUUGAACCAGUUAAUAAAGUCUCAGAGAGGCCUGCUCGAUUCAUUGACUUACGAUAGUUUACGGACAAACAAAUUGGUUCACUUGGCUGCCCAGGUGAAGAGCUUGUAUGAAGAAGGCCGUUUAAAGAUUUUUGAUGGCAUCUUGGAAAAUGAUCUCAACAAACUGGACCUCAGUGAAAUUGAAACUCCUAACGAAUCUCCUCAAGAUAGAAGUACAGCUCCUAUUAUCCCAUCUUCAGAUUCAGAGAAUGAAACGUACGUUUCAUCGGUUCCUGAUAUUAUCAGGAACAAAGAUGAAGAGCAAUUUGCAGUUGGCUCGACUGAUGAUUGCCCCGAACUACCAUUGAUCAAAGAUCCUCAUUUAUACGCCAGGGUGUUUAUUCACAAGUCUACUAUCAACAACAAAUCCUACUUGUACCAGUCAGAGCUUAUUACCAGCCAUAACGAAAGAUUGGAGUUUCUCGGGGAUUCUGUAUUAAACAAUUUGGCAACACUCAUUAUAUACGAACGGUACCCUACAGCUCCUGAAGGAGAAUUGUCGAAGAUGAGAUCUAUAUUGGUGAAUAACGUGACUCUUGCUGAGUUUUCCAUUAAAUAUGGAUUUGACAAAAAGCUCAAAUCCAAUAUCAAUGAUACCAUAUUGAGACAAGGUAAGCAGAAGAUAUUUGCCGAUAUUUUCGAAGCAUAUGUGGGGGCCUUAUCUAUGGAGGAUAACCUUGAAUCGGGGGUUCUUAAAUCUUGGUUGUUCAAAUUGUACUGGAGUCGACUUAAAGUGUUCGAUGAAGAAAUCAGAGAAACUGAAGAGGUUAAUAAGGACGCUAAACUGGAGUUGUACUCUUUGGUAGGAACAGCAGCUUUUCAUCCCACAUACGAUGUCAUCACGACAGGUGAUGGAGCAUCUAAACCAUUCAAGGUUAGUUGUGUAAUGGGGGAUGAAGUUCUAGGAACAGCGGUUGCACCCGGUUUGAAAGAAGCAGGUUUAAGAGCUGCUAUGGUUGCAUUGAAAAACAAACCAAUGCUUGAAAAAUAUAUUCAAUUGAGACUCAAUACCGACAAGACGCAGUCCAUCGUUAGUCACAAACAGGGUUCUCCAAUGGAAUUGGAGACAACUACGUUGGUUGACCCAGAUAUUCAAUUGCCCUUGAAAGCCGAGAAAGAUAUGGAAUUCGAUAGUGAUGCAAGAAACAAGUUGUAUGCCAUAGUAUCCAAGAAAUUCAAUUUGGUUCCAGAGUACUAUUGUGAAGAAACCGAAGAUCGGUUAUUUACAGCAGAAUUAAGAAUUGAUAACAAAGCCAUUGCAUUUGCAACCGACAUUUCCAAGAAAAAAGCCAUGGCCAAAGCAGCGAAAUUGGCAUUAGACACUCCUGCUGUGUUUUGGAACCUCCACAGUUGA